AUGGCGACGUCCGCAGAGAAGACAAGCAUGGCGGGCACAUCGACUGCGGAGGCGACAUCGCGGAAGUUCAAGGCUUCCGAACUGCCGUUGCCGUCCGCGACACGAGCGGCGAUCGAGUCUCUGGCACACAGCUUCAAAAAAGAAGGCGCUUACGAUUCCAUACGGAAGCAGGUUUGGGACAAGUUUGCAGCUAGCGACUACGAGGCUCAGGUUACAAAGGCCAUCAUCGAGGUGGCCGAGCAAGAAGUCGAGCGCAACCCCCAUCAGCUCCUGACGUUGGACCGUAGAAAGGCCGCAGCUCUCAUCGAUGGCGCGUUGGAGCGAUCGGGAGUGUAUCACAAGGCCGAGGAAGUCAUCGGAGAACUGAUUGACGUCGGCGCAAUCGAGCAGAGUAUUCGGGAGACCAGGCGAGCCGAGAUCGGUGAGGAAAUCGCCAACGAGGAGCAAAAACGAGGGGCCAAGACGGACGAGGAAUAUGCCGCCGAUACCGCAGCUAAGCAAGCCGAACGCGACAGAGUACGAGAGGAACUGAAGCAGAAAGAAGCUGCUAUUGAAGAGGAAAAGAGGCGUAUCGCCAAGGAAGAACGCCGCAGAGAAGAAAAGGAGCGUGAGAAGGCCGAACUCAAACGCCAAGAAGAAAGAGAUGAGCGCCGAAGGAAGCGCGAGAACGAGCGUGAGGAGAGAGAGCGACAACGUGACUUGGAGCGAGAGCAACGGCACAAGGAACGAGAGAAGCGGGAGAAGGAAGAAAGGGAGCGCGAUCGUGACAGAGAUCGCGACAGAGAUCGCGACAGAGAUCGAGAUCGGGACAGGGACAGGGACAGAGAUAGAGACAGGGGCCGCGACCGUGAUCGUGAGCGUGAUCGCGAUCGUGAUGGCUCUCGCAAGGAGAAGGUGGUUCUGUCUGAAGAGAUGAAAGAGAAAAUGUCCAAGGAGGAUCAUGAGCGACUGGAACAAGAGGCUUUGGCCGACCUGUUGCGAGAAAGCAGCAAAUCAACACGCACAAAGCUCGAGAUGGAGAUUGAUUCUACCUUGGCCCCCCCUCCCAAGAAGAUUGAAAACCAAGCGAAAGGAGAGACUCGAUACCAGCCAUCGACCCAAAACUGUCAGGAGCAAAGGACGAGCGCCCUUCUAGCAGAAGCGUCUCACGAACUCACGAAAAAGACAACGAUAGGGAUAGGGAUCGAAGCCGCCCACGAGACACGGAUGACCGGCGCCGCCGUGAUCAUCGUUCAGACUCGCCAAGGCGCGAUCGUAGUCGUUCCAAAGUUAGAGAUAGAAGGGAUCGAAGCCGUUCAAAGCUGCGGAGAGACAGGAGUCGGUCUCGGCGCCGAAGAGAUGACAGACAUGAGCGAAGUCGCUCGAGAUUUAGACGCGAUCGAUCUGUUGCUAGAAGCAGCUCAAGGCGACGGGUUCGAAGUCGGUCACGCGCUAGAUCUGCCAGACGAGAGAGGAGCCGUUCCCGAAUCAAGACCGAACGACGAGACCGUAGUAGGGAUCGCAGCAGGGACCGGAGGGAGCCUUCGCGCUCUCAUGCAAGAGCCGACCGACGUGACAGAAGCCGCAGCGGUUCUCGUCUACGCACUGAUCGACGCGAUAGGAGCCGCUCCCGUGCUCGACGACAACGCAGUCGGUCAAGAGAUAGUCGUCGCGGCGCAGCAGACUCCUACUAUCCCGGAUCGAGACCAACGAAAGGACCGGGACCGGGAAAGAGACCGUACCAGCGACCGACGAAGCCGCUCGCGGUCUCGACCAGGAUCAUCCGCCGUGCCUCACGGAGCUUCUAAGGACGAGCUCGAGGAGUGGAAACUCGAAGAAGUCAAGAAGCGGGAGAAGGAGGCCAAGGCUUACCUGGCGGCUCAGAAGGACGCCAGAGAGAAGGGCCUGCCUAUCCCCGGCGUGGACGACAAGAAGAACAGUGGUGAGAGAACACUUGCCGCGCGGCACAAGGGUGAUGGACAAGCAGUUGACAGAUAUGCCCCUGGAGCCCGGGACGAUCGACAUAGGAGCAGAUCGCGGAGCAACAGUCGGGAUAGGACCCGGUACCGCGAGCGAGACAGAGACAGAGACAGAGACAGAGACGGAGAUCGAGAUCGAGAUAGGGACCGACGAGACCGCGAUAGAGACCGUGACCGCGAUAGGGAUAGGGAUAGGGAGCGGGAGCGGGACAAGGACCGGAGAGACCGUGACCGAGAUCGAGAUCGCGACAGACGGGCCAGACGAGACCGCAGCUUAUCCCCCCGCCGAGAGAGACACCGCAGCCGGAGCCGCCGUCGCAGUAGGAGCCGAUGA
This is a messenger RNA of Trichoderma aggressivum f. europaeum, 2292 nucleotides long. RefSeq lists its product as uncharacterized. Gene Ontology annotation, cellular component: nucleus. The record is from RefSeq and is a predicted model, not a curated record. The transcript has 4 exons. NCBI's taxonomy places the organism in Eukaryota, Fungi, Ascomycota, Sordariomycetes, Hypocreales, Hypocreaceae. The coding region runs from base 1 to 2292 and encodes 763 amino acids.